Molecule: messenger RNA, 6379 nt
Organism: Salvelinus sp. IW2-2015
Lineage: Eukaryota; Metazoa; Chordata; Actinopteri; Salmoniformes; Salmonidae
Gene: atg9b
Product: autophagy related 9B
Biological process (GO): nucleophagy; autophagy of mitochondrion; protein localization to phagophore assembly site
Cellular component (GO): phagophore assembly site; autophagosome
Source: RefSeq, a predicted model, not a curated record
GAAAGACAAAACAGUGGAAGCCCACGAAUGAUCUCUAGCUAUUUAGCUGGCCAGCUACUGUUAGUUAGGUUGUUAUCAACCCUUAAUAGCUAUUAGUUAAAUAUAUAAUAUUGGUUAUUCCAAUAGCUCGACAAAUAACGUUGAAGUCCAGGCCACUUGAAUUUAAAAUUCUGCGAAUGGACCGUGAAGGGAACAAUAACGUUAAUAGUAGUACAUCAAGGCAAGGAUAAACAAGUAACGUUAACUGACUGGCAAGCAAGAACAUAAGCUGAUCGAGGAGGUACAGGGGAGAAUGUGAAGGACAAUGGCGAACUUUGAAGCUUACCAGGAGUACCAGCGGAUUGAUGACUUUGAGGAGGACUCACCUCCCGGGGAGGAGGACCUAUUAGUGCAUGUGCCAGAGGGCCUGAGUGACUCAUGGCACCAUAUCAAGAAUCUGGACAACUUCUUUACAAGAAUCUAUCAGUUUCAUCAGAAAAAUGGCUUUGCUUGUAUGAUGUUAUCAGAGUUCUUUGAACUUUUUCAGUUCCUGUUUGUGGUCACUUUCACAACAUUCCUCUUCAACUGUGUGGAGUAUGAUAUACUGUUUGCCAACCGGGCAGUGAACCACACAGGACCUGGCCAGAACCCCCUGGACAGGAACAAGGUCUCUCUGCCUGAUGCCAUCCUACCAAGCCAGCAGUGCACUGAGAGGAUCCAGGAGAACAGUUGGAUCAUCUUCCUGCUCAUCAUGGCGACCAUCUUCUGGGUCUACCGGAUGAUCAAGGUCUUCUGCAACAUCCUCAGCUACUGGGAGAUACGCCAGUUCUACAUCAAAGCACUGAAGAUCAGCAUGGAUGAGCUGUGUAACUUCACAUGGCAGGAGGUCCAGGACCGUCUGAUCAGCCUGCAGCGGGAGCAGCAGAUGUGUAUCCACAAGAAGGAGCUAACUGAGCUGGACAUCUACCACCGCAUCCUGCGCUUCAAGAACUACAUGGUAGCCAUGGUCAAUAAGUCCCUGUUACCUGUACAGCUUCAGCUCCCCCUUCUGGGAAACCUGGUGUUCCUCACCCAGGGCCUCAAGUACAACUUUGAGCUGAUUCUCUUCUGGGGUCCGGGGUCGCUGUUCCAGAACAAAUGGAACCUGCACCCCAAGUACAAGCGAGCAGGGAACCGUCUGGAGCUGGCCCAGCAGCUGAGCCGGGUCAUUCUUCUACUAGGCGUGGCCAACCUGCUCCUCUGCCCCUUCAUCCUGGUGUGGCAGGUGCUCUACGCCUUCUUCAGCUACACCGAGGUCAUCAGGAGGGAGCCAGGGAGUCUAGGAGCACGCCGCUGGUCUAUGUUCGGCCGCCUCUACCUGCGCCACUUCAAUGAGCUGGACCACGAGCUGCACGGCAGGCUAGGCCGCGGCUACAAGCCCAUCUCCAAGUACAUGAACUUGUUCACCUCGCCGCUCCUCACCGUGCUGGCCAAGAACGUGGCGUUCUUCUCGGGCUCGGUGCUGGCCGUGCUCAUCGCACUGACUGUGUAUGAUGAGGAUGUCUUGACCGUGCAGCACAUCCUGACCGCCAUCACCGUGCUGGGAGUGGUUAUCACCAUCACCAGGUCCUUCAUCCCAGACGAACACAUGGUGUGGUGCCCGGAGCAGCUGCUGCAGUGUGUGCUGGCUCACAUCCACUACAUGCCAGACCACUGGAGGGGCAACGCCAACAAGAGCGAGACCCGGGACGAGGUGGCACAGCUGUUCCAGUACAAAGCGCUAUUUAUCCUGGAGGAGCUGAUUAGCCCCAUCGUCACGCCCUUCAUUCUCAUCUUCCUCCUGAGGAACAAGUCCCUGGAGAUCAUUGACUUCUUCAGGAACUUCACUGUGGAGGUAGUUGGGGUCGGAGACAUCUGCUCCUUCGCACAGAUGGACAUCCGUCGUCAUGGAAACCCUCUGUGGAUGUCUGAGGGCCAGACGGAGGCGUCUGUGUACCAGCAGGCUGAGAACGGCAAGACUGAGCUGUCCCUGAUGCACUUCACCAUCAAGAACCCCCGUUGGCAGCCCCCCCAGGAGAGCUCAGUGUUCAUCAGCCAUCUGAAGGAGAAGGUGCACCAGGACGCCCAGGGAGGACCCCCUACCCAGCUGCUGCUCUCUGAGGCCCCGCUCUGCUCCUCACUGCUCUCCAACGGGUCCGGCAAUGAACCUGACAACCUAUUGGCAAGUGUCCUGGCCCACCCUGUGCUGACCGCGUCAGGCCUACCAGGCCGAGACCGCCGCUUCGUUCCUCCCAGCACGGCUGCCUCUGCCGCCGCCAGCGUCCUGGCCUCGCUAUCCAGCUCCCACUCUCAGCUCCCCCACGCCAGCCGCUCCCGCUCGCAUAUCCAUCUGCCUUCCACCCACCCUGACAGCACCAUGUACUGCAGUGACCGCACCAUCAUCGACAGCAUGUCAGCCAGUGAUUCUCGAAUGAAGAGCACUACAUUGCUUUCAGAGUUUGCCUCAGCUGAGAUGAGUCUCCAUGCUAUUUACAUGCAUGAGGUCCACCAACAGAACUCGCUCCCCCACCAGAGGACAUUCGGCCAGUGGCAGAACCCAGUGCCAAUGAGAGAGCUAAGCAGCAACGCUGGUUCUCAGACGCACAGCGUCCACACAGCAGUCAGCCUGUCUAAUAUGCCCACCCCGCUGCGUCUGGGAGGCUGGACGGAGGAAGAGGAGGGGGAUGCAGAGGAAGAGGAAAUCCUCAACAGCGGGUCGACUCCUAAGCAGGACUCUAGGAGUAGCUAUUGAAGUGCCUUAAAUAAAUGGUGUUUACACUUUCCUUUCUGGAUGAACAUUGUGGCCUUAGAUGAUCUUUUUGGAGUAUAGGAUAGAUAGGACCUUUAUGACGUCACACAGCACAGGCAGCUGGGGAACUCAUUGGAUAACCACUGUCUCCAUGCCUCUCCUCCUAUCACAUCAGGAGGUGUUGUCGUCAGGGAAACCAACUGUAUGUCUUCCGUCCCUCUCUCCAUGUCAUUGUUUUGUUAUAGAAUGUAUUUACAUCGCUCAUAGAGGUGUGUGUGUGUGUGUGUGUGUGUGUGUGUGUGUGUGUGUGUGUGUGUGUGUGUGUGUGUGUGUGUGUGUGUGUGGUGUGAGCGCUUUGGGACUCUGGGAAAGAGUGGCAUGCACAGCUAGGACACUUGCAGGGCAGGCUUGAGCAUGGUACGCAGCAAAACCUGUCACACUUUUGUUGUGUAUUCAUGUUUUUUUAAUAUAUAUAUAUAAGUUUGAUUUGUGCAUUUGGGAGGUUUACAAUAUGGGUCUGGGUUCACUUUCUCAUGGUGGAAAUGGUGUCUUUCCUGGUGCUGAAGAGACUAUGGAGUGAAGGUGUAUCAUAGUAGCUUCCUGACCAUUUUCACUAUAUGAGGAAAGUUAAGUGCAAAAUUCUACAUUGGUGUAUUUGGCCCUUACUUUUUGCUUGACAUUUGUAAAUACACUUUAGCGUCUUACCUCUAUAUGAAUAUUUAAGUUUAGUUGUUUUUAGUCCUUGGGGCAGUUUUAAUCCUUGGGGAAGAUGAAAAGUACUGAAAACAGUGACAUGAAGCAGGCUGCAACUAUACUACUGCUACUACAGAUAGGACCCCACAAGAAAAUCUGACAAAAGCCUACAGAUGGGCUAGAUUAAUUAACCACAAUUGUAAACUGGAUAAAAUCUCAUUAAAAGCUGCUGUCUGAUUUAAAUGGGCCUAAUAUUAUUCUCUUUCUUUAAAAUCCUGGGUGACUCUAAGACAGGAUUCAACAUAUAAUAACUUGAUUAUUUUGUAUCAAAGUAUCUUCCAUGUACAGUCUCCACUGGCAACAGGGGUGUUAUACUUGACAAAGGUACAUACAUCAAGAUUACAUAUUUGCAGAGGCAGUAACUACAUUGUUGUGGGUAGGUAUGAGAAUAAGCAAUGGAGGGUUGCAUAUUAUGUACAGUAAAUCAAGAAGUGUUGUUGUAUACAUUGAUUUUGCAUGUACUGCUCAACAUUUUGUUUACGAAACACUUUCCCCUAUGUACACACAAGUGAACUUUAUUAUUAUUUUGCAAUUACAGCAAUCAGAUCUUGAGGGUUAAACCUGCUGGUUUUCUGUUCUACCUGAUAGUUAGUUGCACUCACUUGGUGUCCCCGGUCUAAAUUAGUCCCUGAUUAGAGGGUGCAAUGAAAAAAUGCAGUGGAACUAACUUUGAAAUCCAGAGUUGAGAUUGAGGGUUAUAGAGGAUGAUGUGAGCUGGCCAAUCAGCGGUAUACUCACAUUAAUAUUUUUAAUGACCGUUAUACACCCACACCAUUCUGUUGUUGGGGUAUGCCCACACCAUUCCAACACAGAAUAGCAUUCUUUUUUUUAAAGAAUUUUACAUACUUCAUUCAAAAAAUGUCAAAGGAAAACAACUAUUUCACUCAUAUUGUAAUUAAUUAUAUGUCAUAUGUCAAAUCUGGAAACUGGACAGGUUUUUAAUAUAUUUCAUUUAGUAUUUAUUGUUGAAAAAUUAUCUUUAUAGUAAAUGCAUUCAUACCAAAUAUGAUUGGGAUCUAAUGUUAAUAACUGAAUGUCUUAACAGAAAUCUUGAAGGCGCCCCAUGUAAAUCUAACUUGUUUUCCUUAAUGUAUGUCUCAUACAACAUUGAACAAAACGGAUUUUUGGAAUCUUUUUGUUGAAUUGCCUUUGACAAAACAUAUUUGGAUAUGCAACUUUGAAAUGAAACAAUCCUUCAUGUGUGGUUCAGCACCCCUUGCUGGUUUCAUCAGUACAGUACAACUCAAAGGAGAGCAAACUUGUCUGCAUGUAAAUGCUGAAUGUAAACCAGCCAUCAUCCCUAGAAAUAAGUGGCAUGAUGUAUCAUUGGUACUGUAGCCAGAACGGCUUAUUGAAACAUUACACAAAAGCUCCAUUACUGCUACUGUAUCUAUGUCCCACUGAUACAAUAACCUAGGCCACACCUAUAUGUAUAUCUCUGUAUCCUCCACAACAUUUCAGUCAUUUAACAGCUGCUCUUAUCCAGAGCGACUUAGUUGCAAGUGCAUACAUUUUUGUUCUGGUCCCGUGGUAGGAAUCAAACCCACAACCCUAGCAUUGCAAGCACCAUGCUCUACCAACUGAGCCAAACAGGACCACUAUUGUAAGACUUUAGAGAGUAUAUGUGUUUGAUGACUUUUUCCCUUCAUUUCGUUUUGUUCAUUUGUGUUUUGAAGUGGUGUGGAUGUAGACAUCAACCUAACUAUGCUAAGCUAACGUUGACUCAAAAGUUUUGCACUGAUUGAAAAUAAAAAUUAUAUUGAUAGACCUGCAUCAAACUAAAUUUUAGAUCAAGCCGAGGUCUCAAAGGAACAGUGAGUGGAACUCCCAUCCUGAAUGGCCUCUCUCACUGUGUAUAUAAUAACCAUAUGUAGGAUUGUUAUCAUCCAUAACGUGGGCCUAUCACAGACCUGGUUGUUGUUACCUCUGGUCAGCAAAAGUUCACCAAUUAGUGGGAAAUGUCUGUCAAUGUUUUAAGUAACAUUAUAGGCCUAGUCAAUGCCACAUAUGGUUUUGCUGUUGGUGUUCCAUUUGUUUUACUGAUGUAAUGAGUUUUAGGGGAGACGUGGUAGUUCAUGAGUCUUACCAGUUUCCGUAGCUAGAUUGCACUGCCUCUCCCUAUCUUUUUUUAUUUUAUUAUUUUGCUUUAUUUUGAGCAGUGCCUUAGGGUUAGCUUUAGUUCUUAUUAGAAGCCAUUGAAACCGUCAGAGCUAAUUUUACUUUGUAUUUUAGCAGCACAUAAUGUACAGUAUUUCUUUUGGCAGGAUUGUCAUGUUUUGGCACCAAGUAUACAGUGGGAAUUGUAUUCUAAUAUUGUUGAUGAGUCCUGUGUAACAUUAACUACAACAGACUGAUAUUGGACAUCAAAGUAGUCAAAUCACUUUCACCUGAUGACAGAAUUAAUCUGAUCAAAGUGUUUCGUUCUGUACUGUCUGCCUCCCCAGUCCAAAAUAAUCAGUUGGGGAGGGGAAAUGUUCUAUACCCUUUUCAUUUAUGUUUAAUUAUUAUUUAAUUCUGUCAUUGAGGCUCCCCAUUCAAUAUCAUCCCUUCUUAUCCACUACAAACCAGUCCCCCAAAAAACUAAAACAUUUUGACUGGUACAAGGUGCUACGUUUUCAUAUUCUAGUGUUAAAUAGAUUUUGAGCCAUCUAUUCUUUGUUACUUAGGUUUGUUCUUUUUGUUUGUUUUGUUUAAUUUAAGAAACACUAGCUGAGAAUGAACAAUGCCAAAAUAACUUGUUUUUAGCAAAGCUUUAUCAUACACAUUUUAUUUGUUUUCAGUAACUGAAUAGGCAAAGGAAUUCUUAUUGUGUGUAUUUAAUCAUUGAAGUGUGUCCCAAGAUCUAAUGUACUUGAUUUGAAAUAAAAAAUGUAAUAUACA